Molecule: messenger RNA, 1520 nt
Organism: Dufourea novaeangliae
Lineage: Eukaryota; Metazoa; Arthropoda; Insecta; Hymenoptera; Halictidae
Product: probable cytochrome P450 6a14
Exons: 5
Coding region: 15-1520 (501 amino acids)
Molecular function (GO): oxidoreductase activity, acting on paired donors, with incorporation or reduction of molecular oxygen; iron ion binding; monooxygenase activity
Source: RefSeq, a predicted model, not a curated record
ACCGUGAACCAAAGAUGGCUAUCUACUUGGAGAUUUUUUUCGGUGUCACUGCAGUGAUUGUUGCACUGUACUACUAUUUCACAGCACAUUUUACUUUCUGGAUUGAGAGGGGCGUACCAGGACCAAAGCCUGUACCCGUUUUCGGUAAUGUCAUGCGACACAUGCUCGGGCUGCAAUCGAUCACCGAAUUUGCGGUGGAAAUGCGGAAAAAAUACAAAGGCGAACCGCUGGUCGGCGUAUUUACGAUGAGAAAGCCUACUCUUAUGAUUCAAGAUCCAGAGCUGAUCAAACACGUCUUCAUUAAAGAUUUCACGACGUUCGCCGAUCGUGGAGCCUUCCUACACGAAAUACCGGAGCCGUUAUCUGCGCAUCUGUUCUCUCUGGAAUCGAAAAGAUGGCGGCCACUGAGAACACAAUUGUCGCCCGUAUUUACAUCUGGCAAGUUGAGGGGAACUUUCUUCCUUAUUCUCAAGUGCGCUGAACACUUGGAGACAUACUUAGACACACUGGUCAAAAAAGGAGAACCUAUAGAGUCCCGAGAGUUAGCAGCGAAAUUUACGACCGACGUGAUCGGCAGCUGUGCAUUUGGGAUCGAAAUGAAUUCUCUGUCGGAUAGGGAAAGCGAGUUCCGUCAAGUUGGCCGAGAAAUCUUCGCCACGCAUUUCUUGGCAUUAUUGAAACUCAGAAUGAAGGAGUGCGUCCCUAAACUGUACGAUUGGCUCGGUUACAUAAUACCAUACGACUAUGUUACACGCUUCAUCACUAAAGUUACCAUCGAAACGAUGGAUUACAGGCAGAAAAACAACAUCGUUAGGCCCGAUUUUAUGAAUACCCUUCUAGAACUCAGAAAGCACCCGGAGAAAGUUCCUGAAAUCGAACUGACGGAUACCCUUCUAGCAGCACAAGCAUUCGUUUUCUUCGCAGCUGGCUUUGAGACUUCGUCCACCACCAUCAGCCACGCUCUCUAUGAGUUAGCUCUGAAUCCGGAUAUACAGAACAAGUUACGACAAGAAAUUGUAGAGUUUAACUCGAGAAAUGAUGGGAAUUGGAAAUACGAGGUUCUAAAGGAAAUGGAAUAUUUGGACAAAGUUUUUAAUGAAACGCUGAGGAAGUAUCCACCACUGCAUUUCUUAACGAGAGUCGCGACCGACAAUUAUACGUUUAGCGGAACAAAAGUAUCAAUUCCAAAAGGGACGGAACUAUUCAUAUCGACAUUCGCUAUUCAAAGGGAUCCAGAGAUUUAUCCAGAUCCAGAGAAAUUCGAUCCUGAAAGAUUCGACGUAGCUGCGAAAAAGGCUAGACACCCGAUGCAUUUUCUUCCAUUCGGCGAUGGUCCACGAAAUUGUAUCGGUGCCCGGUUUGCCGUCUAUCAGACCAAAAUUGGUUUGAUAAAGAUCCUGCUUAACACCAAGGUUGAAGUUUGCGAAAAGACACCGAUACCCUACGAACUCCAUCGGUUCUCCUUUAUACUGUCACCCACGAAGCCAUUGUACUUAAAAUUUACGAAGGUGGAAAAUUAA